Messenger RNA from Fusarium subglutinans, 897 nucleotides. RefSeq lists its product as uncharacterized. The transcript has a single exon. Bases 1 to 897 code for a protein of 298 amino acids. The record is from RefSeq and is a predicted model, not a curated record. NCBI's taxonomy places the organism in Eukaryota, Fungi, Ascomycota, Sordariomycetes, Hypocreales, Nectriaceae.
AUGAGAUCAGACUUCGCAGUCGUGCUAUUCACACUCAUCACAUCCACGGUCGCGUCGGCCGUCGAUGCACCCCGUCGCAUAAAGCGCAUCGACAUAGAGCGCCCCGAGUCUGAGAUACCACCCGUUUAUGAGCACGAGCUUUACAAGCGCCGUGGCGGCGGUGGUGGUGGAGGACGCGGAGGUUCCAGCGGCGGAGGUUCAAAAGGAUCAUCUGGCAGUGGCAGCAGAGGUGGGAGUUCCCGUGGAAGCAGUGGAAGCGGCAGCAGUCGCGGAAGCAGCAGUAGUGGUAGUGGUUCAAGAGGCUCAUCAAAUCGUCCAGGUUCAUCAUCAAGCAGCGGUGGCUCCCGUAGCUCCGGCGGCGGUUCUCGCGGCGUCGGUCCUCAACCCAGCUUCGCAGGCGGUCGAUACUACCCUGGUGGCUCAUCAAGACCGUACAAGGCCGGCGGCCCAAGUCCCGGAAGAAUUGCGCCCUACGCUCUAGGUGGUGCUGCUCUGGCAUUCUGGCCUGGCCUUUGGCUCUACGGUGCAUACAUGUACCCUUACUCGCAUCCCUACCAUUAUCACAACGACACCAGCGAUGAGGACGAAGAGCGAGAUGUCCUCUGUGGAUGCUCGCGAUAUGAGUAUUGCGCGUGCGACGACAACAACAGCACCCAAUACUUCGACGAACUCAUCGGAAACGGAAGCUAUGACGCACUUAACAAGUCCAUCGUCAAUGUCGCAGAGGUCAACGGCACAAUGACAAUCCUCAUCAACGGAACUCUGCCCAACGACACAGCCCUCCCUGACGAGGAUGCAUCAGACAAUGGAGCACUAUCAAAACGAGAUGAUUUUGACAGAGUACAACGGACAGGCAAAACGGCCUUCAUCUUGGCGUUGGUCUUUGGUAUUCUCUAG